AGGGUGAAGGGUGUGGUUCACACAUUCACAGGAAUGCUGACAUUUUCAAGCAGCAGUCAAUGAUGAACACCUGUCCACCAUUACCAUCUCAGUCUGGGAUUGGCUACAGAGUACUUCCUCUUUCAUAUUUAACCCGUGCUCAGAGAGGAAGAUACUUCAGCUGACAAUCAAAUGGAUACUUGGUUUCUUACAAGUUUGUUAAUCAUCCUUGCACUUUUAAACAGAAAUGUCUGUUUUCCUGCUGAAAAAGGCUGGAGCCAGUAUGAUCCUUAUGAGGGCAGUUUCUUUGACAUGGAGGAGAGUCCUGGCUUCCAUGAUGGUUCAUCCCAAGGUGCUCUGGCACAUCCUUCUAUUGUGAGUUACCCUGCUGUCCCAUUCCAGUCUGAAUCCAUGGAGAAGGGCGUGGCUUCUAGUCCUGGAAGCUAUGCAGCGAGCCCCAACCCCAUUCCAGUUAUGUCUGGUGACACUUCAUGGUAUGCUGCUCCAGGUUGGGGUACUGUGUAUGAGUCUUUGACAGCCUACACUACAUCCAGAACAUCUCAGCCCACACCUGACAUUGGCCUCCCCCCUCCACCAUUCAUUUCAGCAAAUGAGCCAGACCAAUAUGAAGCAAACGUGGAUCCUGGAAAUUGGCAAUGGGAAAGGGAAACUGAGGAGCUACGCUAUCAACUGCCAGUUCCUACAUAUCCAGAACUUGGCUUCCAGCCUGGGGAGUUGCAUCUGUAUUCUUCAAUCCUUGAGCAUGGAAAUGAAGACCGUGACACAGAACAAGGUUUCAUGCCACUGCCUCCCUAUGCCUUAACGCCACAAGUAUCUUCAACUGCUUCCACAUAGCAAGAAGGCAACAAGCAGCUAGUUCCACAAGAGCUGACACCAGUUGGCCAAACCUAGUAUCACAUCUUGACUGGUUGGCUUGCUCCUGGAGAAUACACUCACUUGAGUCAACUGAGGAAGGCUGAGACCAACGGGAUGAAGCCUAAAAUC
Messenger RNA from Etheostoma spectabile (orangethroat darter), 984 nucleotides. RefSeq lists its product as uncharacterized. The coding region runs from base 172 to 834 and encodes 220 amino acids. The record is from RefSeq and is a predicted model, not a curated record. The transcript is spliced from 3 exons. NCBI's taxonomy places the organism in Eukaryota, Metazoa, Chordata, Actinopteri, Perciformes, Percidae.